Messenger RNA from Penicillium alfredii, 2907 nucleotides. RefSeq names its product vacuolar protein sorting protein DigA. Gene Ontology annotation, cellular component: HOPS complex; endosome. Gene Ontology annotation, molecular function: protein-macromolecule adaptor activity. NCBI's taxonomy places the organism in Eukaryota, Fungi, Ascomycota, Eurotiomycetes, Eurotiales, Aspergillaceae. Gene Ontology annotation, biological process: intracellular protein transport; vesicle-mediated transport; endosome organization. The record is from RefSeq and is a predicted model, not a curated record. The transcript has 3 exons. Bases 1 to 2907 code for a protein of 968 amino acids.
AUGGCGCUGGAUGGAUCCAGCAGUUAUGUUGCUCCCAGCAACUUAGCUGAGCCCGACUCUCUUCCCAUGUUUGAUGUCCAGCGAGUACAGCUGCAGUUUCCGAUCGCAGCGGACUUCGUGGCGGCGCAGGUUGCCAACAACGUGCUUGUGCUGGCCUUGUCUACCGGCCGAAUUCUUCGCAUUGACUUGGAUACCCCUGAGGAUAUUGAUGCUCCAUUCCGCCCAUCUGCAACAGACAUCGACCUCCCCAAGAAGUCCUCAGAAAUCGGAUUGAUUCGGCGAAUGUUCCUGGACCCGUCGGCGUCUCAUUUGAUCAUCAGUACUACACUCGGCGAAAACUACUACCUCCAUACCCAGUCCCGACAGCCUAAGGCCUUGUCUCGGUUAAAGGGUGUAUCCAUCGAAAGCAUCGCCUGGAAUCCCUCGCUGCCCACUGCAUCCACUCGCGAGAUUCUGCUGGGAACAACUGAUGGCAACAUCUACGAAACCUACAUUGAACCGUCCACGGAGUUCUACCGGCGCGAGGAGAAAUAUGUCACCGCGGUCUACAAGGUGCCGAACGCCUCACCGGUGAUUGGAAUCAGUGCGGAACCAGGGCCCGCGAAGCCUGAGCAACGCCGGGUGCUUGUUGCCACUUAUGGAAAAUUGUUUCAUUUCCUUGGUCGAACAGGGGCCACGCGGCACGGAAGAGAAGGUGGCGGUUCGAUAUAUGCGGAGCUUUUCCAACGCGAAACACCUUUGACACAUGAAGCCCAAAAUCCAUCCGGGUCUGCGCCAUCAUCUCUAGUAGUCUCUUCGUCUCUGUCGGAGGGUCAUCAGGGGGAUGGGCAUACUGAGAAGGAAUUCGCCUGGCUCAGUGCGCAAGGAAUCUUCCAUGGACAGCUUGCGUCGGAGUCACCAUUUGACCAUGCGAAAAUGCUUGCGCGCUCGGUUUUCCCCGCUUCUGAAUCCGCACGAGGAGGGAAAAGAUUGAUCCAGAACCCGAUUACCGCAACGACCCUGUCGCGGUGGCAUGUUCUGGCACUCGUUGAAGGCAGGGUGGUUGCGGUCAACCGUCUCAAUGAGGAAGUCGUCUACGAUCAGGCUGUUCUGGAGCCCGGGCAAAGUGCGCUGGGUCUUCUGACUGAUCUCACCCAAAACACCUACUGGCUCUUCACUAGCCAGGAGAUUUUUGAAGUCGUGGCCAAUGACGAGGAUAGGGAUGUAUGGAAAGUGUUUCUGCGGGAGCAGAAAUAUGAUGAAGCACUCCAAUACGCCCGCGGUCCUGCACAUCGGGAUGCUGUUUUGACUGCCUCAGGUGACUCUCUCGCCGACCGAGGUCGCUUUGUUGAAGCGGCCAAGGUCUGGGGCAAGAGCAGCAAAGGAUUCGAGGAGGUUUGUCUGACAAUGAUCGACCACAAGGAACACGAUGCGCUGCGUAAAUAUCUUCUCUCGCAGCUGUCCACGUACAGGAAAGCAUCUGUCACGCAGAGGAUCAUGGUCGCAAGUUGGCUUGUGGAGCUGUUCAUGUCCAAAUUGAAUUCCCUUGAUGACAAUAUCGCGACCAAGGCCGAACUCACAGAAGCCGCGAGCACCGGGGAAGUUCAGGAUCAACUGGGCAGCGUCCGAUCCGAAUUCCAAGAUUUCGUGAACAAGCACAAGACUGAUUUGAAUAAGAAAACCGUUUAUGGGAUCAUCAGCAGCCACGGCCGCGAAGAAGAGCUACUGUUUUUUGCAACCGUCACUAACGACCACAAUUAUGUCCUGUCAUAUUGGAUCCAACGGGAGAAGUGGGCAGAGGCCUUGAACGUUCUGCAGCGACAGAGUGACCCCGAUGUGUUCUACAAGUACAGCAGCGUGCUCAUGACACAUGCGGCCACCGGGCUGGUGGAGAUCUUGAUGCGGCAGACAAACCUGGAUCCGGAGAGACUGAUCCCGGCGCUGCUGAACUACAACAAGUCCGCCAAUGUCUCUCUCAACCAGAACCAGGCCGUGCGCUAUCUGAACUUCAUAAUCGUCAACCACCCAAAGCCAUCCGCAGCUGUGCACAACACCCUCAUCUCCAUCCAUGCCUCCAGCCCAUCCAACUCUGAAGCCGGGCUGCUCACUUAUCUCCAAUCGCAACCAUCCUCACCACCCCCCUAUGACGCAGACUUCGCCCUCCGGCUCUGCAUCCAACACCAACGAGUGCAAUCAUGCAUCCAUAUUUACAGCGCAAUGGGCCAGUACCUGCAAGCCGUGGAGCUCGCCUUGGAGCACGAUGACAUCGAACUCGCGGCAAUAGUGGCAGAUCGCCCAGAAGGCAACGAUAAGCUCCGCAAGAAACUGUGGCUCCUCGUUGCCGAGAAGAAGAUCCGGCAGCCCGGCACGGGCAUCAAAGACGCCAUCGAAUUUUUGCGCCGCUGCGAGCUCCUCCGUAUCGAGGAUUUGAUCCCCUUCUUCCCGGACUUCGUCGUCAUCGACGACUUCAAGGAUGAGAUCUGCACCGCCUUGGAGGAUUACUCGCGGCAUAUCGACGCCCUGCGCCAGGAAAUGGAUAACUCGGCACAGACAGCCCGCCAGAUUCGGUCGGAGAUUGCCGGUCUGGAUACGCGCUACGCCAUCGUCGAGCCCGGCGAGAAAUGCUGGAUCUGCUCGCUGCCCCUGUUGAGCCGCCAGUUCUUUGUCUUCCCGUGCCAGCAUGCUUUUCAUAGCGACUGUCUUGGUAAGGAGGUACUGGGCGGCGCGGGGGGUAAGAAGAAGUAUAUUCGGGAUCUGCAGGCUCAUCUGAGCAAGGGUGAUCUGUCUUCGACUAGGAGGGAGGAGAUUGUCAAAGAAUUGGAUGGGCUGGUUGCUGAAGCAUGUAUUCUCUGCGGCGACCACGCUAUCAAGCAGAUUGACAAGCCGUUCAUCGCAGACUUGGAAACCGCCGAUGAGUGGGCUCUGUGA